AUGAGAAAGUUCGCCGUGGACGGUUUCCGUCGCUGGAUACCCCGGGCACAUCCUAGUGGUGGAGGCAGAAGUCGCAAACCCCACGGUGGCCGAGACGUGGCCCCUGAGAAAGUGACUCGAUUGCUCCACCAGGCGAGGAAGCUGGCCUCGACGCUGCGCCAUGCGAAUCAAGGAUAUAUUACUCCGCUGGAGAACAUUCUGCGCAUGACCUAUGGAAGAAAGGGACCGAGGAAAUAUGAGCUUCUGGCAGACUUCCUACACCCCGUGUCCUCAGCCUCUGAAGGUGAAGUACGGCACUCAAAAGUCACGAACGCCCAAGAUAUCGCCGACGGGGGACAGCCGUUGGCAGGUGCUAUCUCUCCCACUGGCUCUGAUCCAGCCCUCGAUGAAAUACGGAGGGACGACGCAGACGAGCAAUCCACCGGGAUCAGCACAGGAGAGCACACAUUAUACCCGUCCUUACAGCCUACAGUCGCAAAAACGGGAGGCACUACCUCCGUGUCCGCCGCCCCCGCUGCCGCUCCUGUUCCUCCCGAGAAGCGAGAUCCGCCUCGAGAAAAAUGGAAACUCGAGCUUCCCCCACGCCUCCUCGCCCUGGUCACGUCUCAAGCCAGCGAACAAGUCUACUUCACGCGCGUUGGGGCGCAUCUCAAAGCCAAGGCAAGAUUCAACCCACCCAAGACAACCAUAUGGGGGCAACCGCUCCCCCAAUCGCGGUACAAAAAUCUGCGUGUAAAAUGGUACAACCACAACAUCAAGGCCGCGAUGCCUCCGCUGCCGGAAGAUGAGUACCGAGAGCUUCAUGAUCUUGUGAGCGGGCGGCGGGAGAUGGAACCGUUUAUCCCGCGCCGGACUCCGGCACAAAUCUCGCCCGAGGACAUGGCGCAAAGUGCACUCGACAGUUCAUCCCGCCUGAUAUUGGAAGGUCCACGGCCGGGCCCCCGCCUCACGGAUUGGCGCCACGGUCGUCCUCAUGAGAUCACGCCUCGACUUCUCCGGAGGUUACUCUCCCGCGUGAUAUUGAAACAGACCCCCUUUGUGAAGAUUACGACUCCCGGUACCAAGGCAGCUGCGAACUCUGGAUUAGUCUUUUACUGGGACGACGGUAUGUCGCGGCUUGAGAUGGAGAAAAGUGAGCAGAAGAUGUCGGAAUCCUUGAAAGAGAGGCAAGCGAGGCUUUUGUUUGGUUCCUGA
Fonsecaea erecta is the source of this 1194-nucleotide messenger RNA. RefSeq lists its product as hypothetical. The record is from RefSeq and is a predicted model, not a curated record. The transcript has a single exon. Lineage: Eukaryota; Fungi; Ascomycota; Eurotiomycetes; Chaetothyriales; Herpotrichiellaceae. The coding region runs from base 1 to 1194 and encodes 397 amino acids.